Molecule: messenger RNA, 9258 nt
Organism: Sarcophilus harrisii (Tasmanian devil)
Lineage: Eukaryota; Metazoa; Chordata; Mammalia; Dasyuromorphia; Dasyuridae
Gene: MTCL2
Product: suppressor of glucose, autophagy associated 1
Exons: 15
Coding region: 358-5613 (1751 amino acids)
Biological process (GO): insulin receptor signaling pathway; regulation of autophagy
Source: RefSeq, a predicted model, not a curated record
GGCGGAGAGGAGAAGGAGGGAGAGGAAUAGGAAUUGGCGAAGAAGGGGGGAGGAUGAAGAGGUCCCACACGGCGUGGCCAGGAGAUCCGCUUAGAGCCGCAGCCUGAGCGCUGGAGCUGGAGCCGCCCUAGGGCGCAGAAGGAGCCUCAGUCUCGGCGCAGAUAGAACAGGAUCUCUGAGCGCCUUGGGAGUCCCAAUCUUAGCGCAGCGGGAGUCCCAGUCCUCCUCCGGGUAGGGAGGUAGACUAGCGGCUCCAGCCCUCGGGGGCUACCCCGGUUGGGGGGGAGGGUUGGGGGCGGGGAUGAAAGAGGGUAGCUGCCGCCGCGCCCCGGCUCGGUGAGCAGGAGGCAAAGGAGGAUGGAGGCAGCGGAGCCGGAUCCCGGUAGGGGCUCGCCGCCCCCGCCGCCGCCCCCGCCCCCCCUGCCGCCCCCUUCCCCUGCACCCCCGGAGAAGAAGAAGAUCAACCGUGCUCCGUCGCCUGCUAGACCCAAGGACGUCCCCGGCUGGUCGCUGGCCAAGAGCCGGCGGAGCAGCGGCAGCAACCCGGGCUCUCCUGCCUCUCUGUCCGGGAAGGCGGGGCCCGGCCAGCCCCGGCCCGAGAAGAAAGGCCGCAGCGGCCCACAGACCGGCGCUCGGGGCUCGGGGAAGGGCGCGCCGGGCCGAGCCGGGGCUAAGGCGAAGGGGCGUCCCCGCGACGAGCCCCCGGGGCGGGCCUCGCAGCCGCCACUGCUGCCCCAGCCGCCGCCGGCCCUGAGCCUCACGGACAGCAGCUCCGAGGUGUCGGACUGCACCUCCGAGGAGAACAAGCUGCUGUCCCUGGAGCUGGCUCUGAGCAGCGACACCGAGUCCGGCGGCGGCAGCGGCAGCGGCAGCGGCAGCGGGAGGGAGCGACCCGCCGGGAGCGGGGCCGGAGCUGGGUCCGGGGUCCGCGUGCAGGGGCACCCGGCGCCGCGCAGCCCUCAGCCACGGCUCGCCUCCCCGGGCGCCUCGCCUGUCCCGGAUGAGCAGUCAGCGUCGCUGGGCAGCAGCCGCCUGCCCCUCAGUACGUCGCUGGCCUUCUCCGAUCUCACCGAGGAGCUACUGGACUGCGGGCCCGAUGGCUUCGUGCGGGAGCUAGAGGAGCUGCGCUCCGAGAACGAUUACCUGAAGGAUGAGAUCGAAGAGCUACGAGCUGAGAUGCUGGAGAUGCGAGAUGUCUACAUGGAAGAGGAUGUGUAUCAGCUACAGGAGCUCCGACAGCAACUGGACCAAGCCAGCAAGACCUGUCGCAUCCUGCAGUACCGUCUCCGCAAGGCAGAACGGCGCAGCCUCCGAGUGGCUCAGACAGGCCAGGUGGAUGGGGAACUCAUUCAUAGCUUGGAGCAGGAUGUCAAGGUUUCCAAAGACAUCUCUGUGCGUCUGCAUAAUGAAUUGGAGGCUGUGGAAAAGAAGAGAAUCCGAUUGGAAGAGGAGAACGAAGAUCUCCGACAGAGGUUGAUCGAGGCAGAGCUGGCCAAACAAGUGCUCCAGCAUGAGAUGGACAAACCUCGCGAGCAUUCUUUGAAGAAAAGAGGAACGCGGUCACUUGGAAAGACAGAAAAAAAGGCAUCAGUCCAGGAGGAUAACGCGGACCUAAAGUGUCAGCUGCACUUUGCCAAGGAAGAGUCAGCCCUGAUGUGUAAGAAACUCACUAAGUUAGCCAAGGAGAAUGACAGCAUGAAGGAGGAGUUGGUUAAGUACCGCUCUCUGUAUGGAGACUUGGACAGCUCCCUGUCCGUGGAGGAGCUGGCUGACUCCCCUCACUCCAGGGAGGCUGAGCUGAAGGUCCAUCUGAAGCUUGUCGAGGAAGAAGCCAACAUCUUGAGCCGCCGGAUUGUGGAGCUGGAGGUAGAAAACCGGGGCCUGAGAGCGGAGAUGGAAGACACGAAAGGGCAGGGGGACAAGGACUACAUUGGCCCUGACAUACGGUUCGCUUUUUCUUCCCCCAAUUGUGGGGGGGAGUCCGGUGAGAGCCUGGCUGAGCUGCGGCGACACCUUCAGUUUGUGGAAGAGGAAGCCGAGCUCCUGAGGAGGUCUUCUGCCGAGCUGGAGGACCAGAACAAGCUCCUCAUGAACGAGCUGAACAAGUACAAGUCAGAACACGACUUGGACGUCACCUUGUCUGAGGACAGCUGCUCGGUGAUCAGCGAGCCGUCUCAGGAGGAGCUGGCCACCGCCAAGAUCCAGAUCAGCGAGCUCAGCGGGAAGGUGAAGAAACUGCAGUACGAGAACCGCGUCCUGCUCUCCAACCUUCAGCGCUGUGACCUGGCCUCCUGUCAGACCCUGCGGCCCAUGCUGGAGACCGAUGCCGAGGCGGGGGACUCUGCCCAGUGUGUCCCCACCCCCCUCUGGAGAGAUGUGCCUGUCGGGGGGGAGAACGGUGUCCUAGGCCACUCCGAGAGGACGGCAGACAACGGCGUUCCGAAGCUCCCUGACACCCAUCUCGCCAAGCUCUUUAAAGCCAGAGACUUGGAGGCUUUGCCUGGCCUCAGGGACCAGGCUGCCCUGGUCAGCAAGGCGAUCGAUGUUUUAAUUUCAGAUGCCAACGGCUUCAUAUCCAGUCUCAAGCUGUGUCUGGACAAUGACUGUGCAGACCUUAUGUUGAAUGAGUCCCUGGAUAACAGCGAGAGCCCUAGUGAUUCCAAACUUAUCAAUGUUAUCUUCAUGAGGCUUGGGCUCUUGCAGCAGGAGCUGAACAUCUUCAUGAGGAAAGUGGAUAGCAUUGGGGACUCUCUGAAAGAGGCCACGGAAACCUCCUCACUGCCAGCCCCCGGGGCCCAGGACCCCUCCAAAGACCUUCUCAGCAAAGAACACACUUCUGACUUCCAGCCUGACUUUAGAGACCUGCCAGACUGGGAGCUCCGGGCCAGGGAGGCCUUCUGCAGCACUAGCAGCGACCCGGAUCCCAAACCUGAACUCACCCGGAGCUACAAGACUUAUCAAGCUGAAGACAAUGAAUCCUAUGCUACAGAGAUCAAAGAACUACAACUGGUGCUUUCAGAAGCCCAUGAGAGUCUUCGAGGUCUUCAAGAACAACUCUCCCAAGAGAGGCAGCUGCGUAAAGAAGAUGCAGAGAAUUUCAAUCAAAAAAUAUUCCAGCUGAAGGAAGAUCAACAGAAGACUCUCCUGAGGAGGGAGUUUGAACUGCAGAGUGUGAACCUCCAGAGGAGGCUGGAGCAAAAGUUCUGGAGCCAGGAGAAGAACCUCCUGGUACAGGAAUCCCAACAGUUCAAGCAGAACUUCCUACUGCUUUUCAUGAAGCUUAAGUGGUUCCUCAAACGCUGGAGACAAGGAAAGAUCUUACCCAGUGAGGGAGGUGACUUUCUGGAGGUGAAUAGCAUGAAGGAACUCUACCUGCUAAUGGAAGAGGAAGAGCUAAGUCCUCAGCAUUCUGACAAUAAGUCCUGUGUGGCGGACAUCUGGACGCAGAACACUCCCAAUGAAUAUGUGAAAACACUCGCAGACAUGAAGAUCAUCCUGAAAGAGCUGUGCCGAGAGCUUCGGGAAGAACGGCGGGGUAUGAAUGAGCUUCAGCAGCAGUUUGCUAAGGCUAAGUCUGCCUGGGAAAUGGAGAAGACUGAGCUCAAGUGCCACCUAGCACAGCUGGAACUAAAACCUGGGAAGGGAGUGGGUGAGCGAGCCCUGCCUGACUGGAAGGCCAUCCUGAAAAGAGAAAGGGAGGAACACCAGCACCUCUUGGCUGAGUCCUAUAGUGCAGUCAUGGACCUUACCAAACAGCUGCAAAUCAGUGAGAAGAACUGGGACCAACAGAAGAUAGAACUGCUGGACAGGUUCAAAGAUGAAAAACAACAGGCCGAGCAACAGGUGAAGGAGCUGCAGAAUAAAAUAAGCCAGUUACAGAAGGGAGCUGAUUCCUGGGCUUUGAAACAUAUUGACAUGGAAAAGCAUGACAGCAGCUGGAAAGAGACCCUCAGUGAGAAGAUACAUGACAAAGAGACCAUUUCUGAAGCUGAUGCCAAUGGAACCAGUUUAAAGAGGACCAAAUCUGUUUCUUCCAUGUCUGAGUUUGAAAGUUUACUUGACUGUUCUCCUUACCUUCCGGGCAAAUCAGCCAACAUAGUCAACGAAACUUCCCGAGGCAAAAAGACCUCUCCACCUGCCUCCCUAUUGCCCAAUACUCUGAUGGAUACUGCUACGGUGAACCCUGCCAGAAUUGCCUUUGUAGACAAUGAACAGGCAAGCCCAGAAAAGGGGACCAAGGAGAAGCUGGGGCUCUCCCCUAGAGACUGCAACAGGAGAGGUAACCUGGGCUACCAAGAUUGUGCCCAAAAACAGAUGCAGAGGAGUUACACAGCUCCUGAUAAAACAGGCAUUCGGAUUUACUACAGCCCACCUGUGGCUCGUAGGCUGGGGGUCCCUCUGGUCCAGAAUAAAGAAGGGAAAAUUCUCAUUGAACCUGGCUUCCUCUUUACCAUGGCCAAGCCCAAAGAGUCAGCGGAGUCAGAAGGCUUGGCUGAGAGUACAUAUGGUCGGUGGCUGUGUAACUUCUCCAAACACCGGGAACUUUUGGACAAUAGCCCAGUCAGCAGUUCUACAGCUCCUGUGCCCAAUUUUCCCUCUGCUCUACAUGACUUUGAGAUGUCAGGCAACAUGAGUGAUGACAUGAAAGAAAUCACCAACUGUGUCCGCCAGGCCAUCCGCUCCGGCUCUCUGGAGAGGAAAGUGAAAAGCAUGUCAAGCCAGACAGUGGGGCUAACAAGUGUGGGCACCCAGACUAUCCAGACAGUGAGUAUUGGUCUUCAGACUGACUUGCCUCGGGGAAGCCUGCAUGGCAAGAGCUGGUCACCCCGUAGCUCUUCUCUGGUAUCUGUCCGAAGCAAACAGAUAUCUUCUUCACUGGAGAAAGUCCACUCUCGGAUUGAAAGACCUUGUUGUUCUCCUAAAUAUGGGUCACCAAAACUUCAGAGGAGAUCCGUGUCCAAACUAGAUAGCUCUAAGGACCGAAGUUUAUGGAAUCUUCACCAAAGUAAGCAAAAUGGGUCAGCUUGGGCCAGGUCUACCACAACCCGAGACAGCCCAGUCUUAAGCAACAUUAAUGAUGGACUAUCUAGUUUGUUCAAUGUAGUAGAGCACUCUGGGAGCACUGAGUCUAUCUGGAAGCCAGGGAGCCAGGAGACCCGCACCAAACCAGAGACUCACAAGUAUGGCAUUGUCCAGGAGUUCUUUCGUAAUGUAUGUGGUCGUUCACAGAGUCCCACUUCUGGGACAGAUCGGAAAGAAGUGAUGGGAGAUGAGUGCACCAAAAAGCCGGAGCCUCUUUCCCCAGCAAGUUACCAUCAAUCUGAGGGCAUUGCCAGGAUUUUGAGCAAGAAAACUCCAAAAUUGAGCACCUGUGAGGAGGUCAGACCAGCUUUACUCUCCCAAGGGGGUAAGGAUGGAAACCCUCGAGAUCUAGAUGGCAAUUUGACUGUGGCUAAUGAGGAUGCCAUGUGUGACUGCAGUGCCCAGUCCCUGACCUCUUGCUUUGCUCGGCCUUCCCGAUCCAUCACCAGGCAUUCGCCCUCUAAAUGCAGACUACAUCCCCCUGAGACCAUCCGGGGAGGGGAAGAGAGAACAGCUUCUUCCAGCGAAUGAUCAUGCUGCCAAGGGACAGAACAGCAACACUCCCCUUUGCCCCAUCCCACCCCUCAGCCAACAGUCAUUGUGAGAAGCCAAAUCUCCAAGCUGAUAUGAGGCAACAGGACCCAGAAGAGGUCCAACAGUCUAUACAUCUGUCUCCUAAACACCACCUUACCGUGGGAAGGAGGAUUUAAGAAGCAGAUGUUUCAUCAAAACCUGGAAGCCUGUGGAAUAGGUUCCCAGAGGAAGAAAUGCAAGAGAUUCUUUUUGUAUCAACUAGCAGGGAUAUCAUCUGGAUCAGUAUUGUGACCUUCAACCUUCAGAUGAGAAGCCAAGGUAUGGGCGAGAUCAAAGUUAAGUGUUGGAGCAUCGCUAUUAGGGGGUCUUCUCUGGGAGCCUCUUUUUAUGUACUGAGGGAGUAGCAAGAACUUUUUGCUCAACUUAAAUGUCUUUCUUAGGAUAUCUUAUAGGGAGGUAUCCUUUGGGAACAACAGAUAUCCCAAACAGGCAACCACAGUACACCUACACCUGUGGCUUUGAGAAGAUGAUUUCAGCAGCCUAAGUCUUAAACCUUACACUCUUCAGAGGAAUGCUUUUUCUCUAUAAUCUUCCACAGCAUCAGGAAGAUGUCUUUUUGGACAAUAGUAAAGCCAGAAGGCAUUAGCAGUGCCUGGUUCCAUGUGGGAUAAAAGGCCAGGAGCUUUAACAGGAAAUCUGGUUGUACCAAAUGGAUGACAUUGUAUAUCUCUAUUACCAUGCAUUGCAGUUCAAACACACAUUGUUGAGAAGACAUGAUCCAAUCCUUGGGAAGACCCAAUAAAGUCUUUUGAAACACAUGAUAGACUCUGGCAGAACCACAUAAUGAUGAACUAGACUUGGGCUUCUCCUCUGAGGCCCAGCAUAAUCCCUUCUUUUCUCACAUUUCUUAUCUCUGGCUCUUGCUGCCCUGGAUUUCUGUGAUUCUCCAUGGAGUAUGAUAGGGUAGCCACCCACCUUGAAGAGUCUGCAUCUUCAUAUACUAGAAGGGUUUUUGCAUCCUCCAUCUUUGGCAGCUCAUAUCCAAAAAUGAUGUCGAAAAACCAAUACUAGACUUGUGGGGGCUAGGGUCAAGGAAUGUAGACCUCAGGAUCUGGGUACACUUGAGAAGCCAGCAGAGAUUUUGUCUUUGAAGCAUUUGGACAUCAUUGGCUUGAAUCCUUGCUCUUUCCUCAGACAUGCUAGAGCAGUAAUGGCAUCAAUACCAUGUUUACAUCGAACAGUGGAAAGUGAAGACAUUCCUGCUAAAUCACCUUGGUGGAUAGUUUAGUUGAUCUAGCCAGAGAGGUGUUAAGUGUACCUGUUGUCUCCUGGACUAUGGAGCAAAAAACUCUCCAGAGCCUCCUCUGAGGCCCUGACAUACUGUUGAAUUUUCCUGACUAUAAAUAUUUAAGGUAGUUUAUAUUAUUUUAAUAAUUUAAUUUGUCCCCAGAUCCCUAGAGUAAUUUAUUGAGAGGUAUCCUGUUCAUCAGGACACAGGGCAACAUUGAAAUAUUGAAAUGUUAGGGAAGUUGAGGGGGGAUACAAGGCAGUUCAGCAAUUAAACAAUGGUUUCCUUAUCCACAGACAGACACCCACUUGGCACAGCUGGAAUCUCAGAAUGCUCAUUUCAAAUUAUAUGAAUUAAUUGCUUUGGAUUCAGAACCCAGGUUCUUAUUCAUAGGUAACAGUUGCAUUGGAUCUUAUAUCCCAAUAUCCCUUUCCCAAGUUCCUGUUCAUAGGAAUGUAAGGAUUGGACUGUUUCCACCAUUUCCCAUACAUUUCCCAUUUCAAUUUUCAAUUUCCAAUUUCCCUUUUCCACUUUUUUAUGAGCCAAACAGGUCCUUGAGCCUCAGCCAAGCUUGGUGAUCCCUGAGAUGCCCAGCCAGUAUACUCAGUGGAAAACUAAUCUGAACCCAGAGAGUGUUUAAUGCAGCUUUGCACAUAGAUUUUAAAAUGUCUACUAAUCUCCCUAAAUUUUCACCAGCCUGUCCAUACUUUAGCCUUAAUGUCUAGUAGCACAUUCACUGCCUCCUAAGGAUCUUUCCCUAGUCACAAACUGAUCAUCCAUUGUUUCUACCUCCCCACUUACCUUAGUCAUUCCACUCCUUUCAAGCCAUCUUCCCCUACAGUUCAAGAGAUCAGUCCCAAAUUUCCUUAACCAAUGGGUCGGAGUUCCCUCCAGGAUGCUGCAGAGUGGUUCAUUGCCAUUCUGCCUGUGCAAAAUAGGCUUCUAGGAGCCACUGAGUCUCGUUUGAGGGGCUACUUUUCAAGGGAUUUCUGGAAGCCUUAACUGGCCAUUCUAACCAGAUUCUUUAGAAGAAAAGUCUUGUUUACUUUUAUUUGCCUCUUCUGGUUAUAAGGCCACCUUGGAAAUGCUUAUAUCUAGUAGCAAUCCAAGCCCUUCUGUCAUCCUUCAAGAACUUUGACGUAAGGCAGGAGCCAACUUCAUCUCUAGCUGAGUAGCAAGAUAGACUGCCUGGGAUAGCUGAAAGGAGUCAAGUCUCCAAUGUGGAUGAUCCCUCUCUGGGGAACACCAGGUACCAAUGUACCCUGUUCACCUUAGUUCUGGUGCACUCACACAUGCACAUAGAACUCUGCUCUUUCCGAUUGUGACCAGGGUGGUUGUGAAAUUUCCCACCUGAAAAACUGCAAAGAGAGAGCUAAGAAAGCAGUAAACUCAGAUCUGACAAGAUUUACAUCUUGGAGCAAAAACUUAUUUAUUUCACCUGAGUAUCUAAAUAGACUUGAAAAUAUUCCUCUGAACCCCAGGUAAUCCUGCUCAAAAUCCUACUGGGUGAUUUUUAUAAAGUUAUCCAAAGUCAUUAGUCUACAUUCCCUUUUGGCUGAAUAAUGGUGGUGUUAACUUCUUGUUCAUGCUGUGGUCAGAAAUAUCAGAAAGGUGCAGUGUUCCAUGUUAAGUGGCAGGGAGGAUAUGCUAUAUAGAGAAAUACUGUCAUCACAGAGAGGACUCUCACCCUAAAAAAUCAAAAGGAAUCCUUUGGGGCAAAAUCCAAAUCCUAAUUAAGAAAUAAGGAAAUAGUCUUUGUGGGAUGAGGCCUACCAUUUCAUUGCACUGUUGCUGGGUUGACUUUUAAUUUGGGGGUAAAGCACUUCAGGUGGAAAGACACCAGAUGCCUUCUAUAAUAUCCCUGUUAGGUGGCACAGCACCCAAGGUUAUACAGAUACCAUUUGGGACUGUUAAGCCAUUGGUGGGGGUAGGGCAUGUGUGGCUCCACUGCUCUCAAACAUGUCAGCAAAACCCCCACAUACACUUCAUGAAGAGGACACCCGAGAAUAAAGGAUUACCAACCCCCAGCCAAUUUGCCUUACCAUCCCAAGGAGCAUGGGAAGAGAGAAGCUGUGGCCCCUCUCCUCUGCCAGCCCAUCUCCAAGUAAACAACUUCUUCCUUCACAUGAGAGAGGUUUUGAAAUCUGAUUUUUAGUAUAAUACUUUUUUCUAUUCUUGCAUGCAGUUGUAUAUGAUCAUUUAUUGUUCUAAUGGAAACCUCUGAACAGUUGGUUUUUAAAGAGGUUAAAAAUAUUACCUGUAAAUACUGACUUGGUUUUGUUUUUAGCAUUUUAAUUUGUAAGUAGGGUUUUUUGUUUGGGGAUUUUUAUUUUAAAGAAUCUACUAUUUUGGAA